This is a messenger RNA of Arachis stenosperma, 1816 nucleotides long. Its product is annotated as inositol transporter 4-like. The record is from RefSeq and is a predicted model, not a curated record. Gene Ontology annotation, biological process: transmembrane transport. NCBI's taxonomy places the organism in Eukaryota, Viridiplantae, Streptophyta, Magnoliopsida, Fabales, Fabaceae. Gene Ontology annotation, molecular function: myo-inositol:proton symporter activity. Gene Ontology annotation, cellular component: membrane. The transcript is spliced from 3 exons. Bases 1 to 1737 code for a protein of 578 amino acids.
AUGGAAGGAGGGCCGGAGGCAGCUAGUAAGCAAGAGUUCACAGAAUUCUGGAAAAGAGCAACUAGUUCGCCUUACAUCAUGCGCCUUGCUCUAUCGGCCGGAAUUGGAGGUCUCCUCUUCGGCUACGAUACCGGUGUUAUCUCAGGAGCCUUGCUUUACAUUCGCGAGGACUUUGUAGAAGUUGAUAAGAAAUUAUGGUUGCAGGAAGUCAUUGUAAGUAUGGCUGUAGCGGGAGCCAUUAUUGGUGCUGCACUUGGUGGAUGGAUGAACGACAUGCUCGGCCGUAAGACCUCUAUCUUGGGGGCUGAUAUUGUUUUCUUUCUUGGCGCAAUAGUCAUGGCUAUUGCCCCUGCUCCUUGGGUCCUCGUCGUUGGAAGAAUUUUGGUUGGUUUUGGAGUUGGCAUAGCUUCCAUGACUUCCCCUCUCUAUAUCUCAGAAGCCUCUCCAGCUGCCAUUAGAGGAGCUCUCGUUUGUAUCAAUGGUCUCCUCAUCACCUUUGGCCAGUUCUUCUCCUACCUUAUCAACCUCGCAUUCACCAAGACUCCUGGAACGUGGCGUUGGAUGCUUGGGGUGGCCGGACUUCCGGCGGUGGUUCAAUUCGUUUUAAUGCUGACCCUUCCUGAGUCACCGAGGUGGUUGUACAACCAGGGGAAAGAAAAUGAGUCCAGAAAAAUCCUGGAAAAGAUUUACAGAGCAGACGAGAUUGAAGGGGAGAUAAAAGCAAUGAGAGAAGCCGUAGAACAAGAGAAGCAAGAGGAAGGGUUGAUCGGUCAAACUCUUGGAGAGAAAAUGAAGGCUGCUUUCAGCAACGUUGCUGUUCGAAGAGGAUUGUAUGCAGGCGUGACUGCUCAAGUCGCUCAACAAUUCGUUGGCAUCAACACCGUCAUGUAUUACAGCCCAACCAUUGUUCAGUUUGCCGGUAUUGCAUCAAAAUCUACCGCACUUGCACUCUCCCUCGUCACAUCUGGUCUCAACGCCAUUGGAUCUAUCCUUAGCAUGCUUUGCAUCGAUAAAUAUGGAAGGAGAAAGCUCAUGCUCCUAUCCCUUAUUGCAAUAAUCAUUUGCCUCCUCACUCUCACCGGAGUUUUCUAUCAGGCAGCUACCACCGCUCCUCCAAUUAACAACAUUGACACCCUCAGCUUCGGUGCUAACGCUACGUGUCAGGCUUAUCUUGAUGCCCCUAAUGUCUCUUCAUGGAAUUGCAUGAAAUGUUUGAAAGCUGAAUGUGCCUUCUGUGCCAGCACUGGGGGCAAUCAUCUUCCGGGAGCAUGCCUGGCAGAAACAAAGGAAGUCAGAGCGGUGUGCGGUGAGCAAAAGCGCGUGUGGUUUUCUGAUGGAUGCCCAAGCAAAAUUGGAGUGCUUGCAGUUAUAGUGUUGGGACUAUAUAUCCUAGCGUACUCUCCUGGAAUGGGAUCAGUGCCUUGGGUUUUGAACUCAGAGAUUUACCCAUUGAGAUUCAGGGGAAUUGGUGGAGGCAUAGCAGCAGUUUCAAAUUGGUGUGCUAAUCUCAUAGUGAGUUUGACAUUCUUAUCACUCAUCCAUGCACUUGGGGCUGCAGGAACAUUCCUCCUCUUUGCUGGAUUUUCCACAAUUGGGCUCGUUGCCAUCUAUCUAUUGGUACCAGAGACCAAAGGGCUUCAGUUUGAAGAGGUUGAGAAGUUGCUUCAGAAAGGUUUCAACCCUUGCGGUUGCACUAAUCCAAAGACAGACGAAGAAAAAGCAAGUACUAGUAAUUAAAUAAAACAAUAUGAUAUGAUAUCAUGAAGCUGUUAGUUCUCUUUCUCCAUGUAUGUCAAUUUGUAUCCAACACAUUAAA